This is a messenger RNA of Microtus oregoni (creeping vole), 4533 nucleotides long. It is a transcript of the gene Tmx3, whose product is annotated as thioredoxin related transmembrane protein 3. Gene Ontology annotation, molecular function: protein disulfide isomerase activity. The transcript has 16 exons. Gene Ontology annotation, biological process: peptidyl-cysteine oxidation. Bases 152 to 1522 code for a protein of 456 amino acids. The record is from RefSeq and is a predicted model, not a curated record. NCBI's taxonomy places the organism in Eukaryota, Metazoa, Chordata, Mammalia, Rodentia, Cricetidae. Gene Ontology annotation, cellular component: endoplasmic reticulum.
CCCGCCCCGCCCCGUCCCGCCCCGCCCCUGCCUGCUCGAAGCGCUCCUGCCUGCCGGGUCGUCCUCACUUCUCUUUCCCCACAGUCUGUCGCCUCUCCCUUGCGUUUCUGAGUCUCUGCUCGCGCACGUCGCGGGAUCCACGCCGCAAUCCAUGGCCAGGCCUACGGGGCUGAGGAGCUGGGCGACCUCCCGGCUCUUCGCUGCCGUUAUUUUACUUGACCUGGCUGUCUGUAAUGGAUUUGUAGAAGAUCUAAAUGAAUCAUUUAAAGAUAACCGAAAAGAUGACAUUUGGCUUGUUGAUUUUUAUGCACCCUGGUGUGGCCAUUGUAAAAAACUGGAACCAAUAUGGAAUGAAGUUGGACUUGAAAUGAAAAGCAUUGGUUCUCCAGUUAAAGUUGGAAAAAUGGAUGCUACUUCCUACUCUAGCAUUGCUUCAGAAUUUGGAGUUCGAGGUUAUCCAACAAUUAAGCUAUUGAAGGGGGACUUGGCAUAUAAUUACAGAGGACCACGGACUAAAGAUGAUAUAAUUGAGUUUGCUCACAGAGUGUCUGGAGCUCUGAUUCGGCCACUUCCAAGUCAACAAAUGUUCGACCAUGUACAGAAGAGGCAUCGAGUAUUUUUUGUUUAUAUUGGUGGAGAAUCACCCUUGAAAGAGAAAUACAUAGAUGCUGCAUCAGAAUUAAUUGUAUAUACAUACUUCUUUUCUGCCUCAGAAGAUGUGGUUCCUGAGUAUGUGACACUGAAAGAGAUGCCUGCUGUGCUUGUUUUCAAAGAUAACACUUACUUUGUUUAUGAUGAGUAUGAAGAUGGUGAUCUGUCCUCAUGGAUCAGCAGGGAGAGGUUUCAGAACUACCUUACUAUGGAUGGUUUCCUUUUGUAUGAACUUGGAGACACAGGAAAGCUUGUGGCCAUUGCAGUUAUUGAUGAGAAAAACACAUCACUUGAACAUACCAGAUUAAAGUCAGUUGUUCAGGAAGUUGCUAGAGACUUCAGAGACCACUUCCACAGAAAUUUUCAGUUUGGCCAUAUGGAUGGAAAUGACUAUAUAAACACUUUGCUGAUGGAUGAAUUGACAGUCCCAACCAUAGUUGUACUGAAUACUUCAAAUCAACAGUACUUUUUGCUAGAUAGACAUAUUAAGGAUACCAGUGAUAUGGUCCAGUUCAUUAACAGCAUUUUGGAUGGUACAGUACCAGCCCAAGGAGGUGAUAGCAUUUUGCAGAGAUUGAAAAGAAUAAUGUUUGAUGCCAAAUCUACAAUUGUGUCCAUAUUCAAGAGUUCUCCACUUUUGGGCUGCUUUCUCUUCGGCCUGCCACUUGGUGUCAUCAGCAUUAUGUGCUAUGGAAUCUACACAGCUGAUACAGAAGGAGGCUAUAUAGAAGAGCGAUAUGAAGUGUCCAAAAGCGAAAUGGAAAAUCAGGAACAAAUAGAAGAGAGAAAAGAGCAGGAGUCUAUCAGUGGAGAAUCUCUAGUGCCUACUAUGCAAGAGCCCAAGGAUGUAUUAGAAAAGAAGAAAGAUUGAGACUUCAGAGGAAAAAAAAUUGAUAGGAUUUCAAAUUAUUAAAGAGUAUUUAUUGAAUUUAGAAAUUUAAUCAUGAUCUAUUUACAGAAGAGAACAUGUUACUUGUAUUUUGCUAAUAACAACUGCAUGAAUUAAAGUAGUCCCUCCAUAAGUGGGAACUUAUUUGGAGCACAGAGAUGAAGAGUUUGUUUAAAACAAAACCAGAUCAUUGUGUCAGUUUACCUUAAAGAUGCCCAUUCUGUUCACACUCCUUUGUGUGCAUGUUCUAUGACAAAGUUAAAAAAACUUGGACAGAAUAUUAUCUUGACAAUUGGGGUGGAAGAUAUGUGGUUUUACGGAGCGAAAUAGUGUUUCACCUACUAUGUCAAGUCUCCUAUAUUUUGGAUAAAAUUUAUAUAAACAAAUUAAGUCUUUAAAAUUUAGAUGUUUUAAGAGAAACUACUAACUUUUUCCAUAUAUAAAAUUUAAGAUUCUGAGUUUAAAAAUAGUGAGGAUUUUAUAUAGCAUAGUGAUUUUAUUUUAUUAGUUGUUUUUAAAGGAGAAAUGUUACUUUUUUACUUAUACUCAGUUGCAUUAUUAUAAUACUGGCUUAUGGUCCAAUGAAGUGGGGAAAGAAUCUUUGACCUUUACAGAAUGACCAGGGUAUGUGGGGAGUGGUGGCUUUAGCCUCUGCCCUAUGCUGCUCAGCAGGGUGCACUGUCCAUCACUGCAAGAAGUAGAAGCCCUCUUAGUACACCUUGCUUUUAACCAAAGCAACGUAGUAUUUUGUUCUUUUAUUUUUAUUUUAUAGCGUGACAUUACUUCUAAAAUUUCUAUUAUUUAAGAAUGUUUUCAGAAGUAAUAAAUCAUCAGCACUCCGGAAGCAGAGGCAGGCGAUCUCUGUGAGUUCGAGACCAGCCUGGUCUAUAGGAGCUAGUUCCAGGACAGGCUCCAAAACCACAGAGAAACCCUGUCUCGAAAAACCAAAAAAAAAAAAAAAGUAAUAAAUCAUGUUUUUAUGAUAUAUAAACUAAUAAUUUAAAAAUUACUGCCACACCUCUGUUGUGGGAGGCCACCUCCGUGACAUUCAUGACCUCUCAUCUUUGAUCAGAAUGCAGUCUAAGACUGUCUAAGAGUGGGUAUUUUGUGAUAACAUGUUUACUAAACAUUAAUUUGUUAAUUUUGAACCCUUCAUUUUAGCUCAUCUUAGAAUUUUUAUUAGAUAAUAUUUAGGUGGCUGUUCUUUGAGUAAUUUAGGAUUUAUUGAAAGGAUCUGCUGAACAUUUGCAAACAUGGUUUGCAGUUCUAACACUGUUGUUACUUAGGGCUUUUUUGGUAACCAGGGGAGUUUCUGCCUUCUGAUGCAAUAUUAAUCAACACUGAACUGAAACUGUCUGUAGAGCCAGGAAAUUGCUAGUCAUAGUUUGUAUCCAGGUAUUCUUUUCAUGUUUUAAAAAACAUCUAUUUUUAAUAUUUAAUCAACCAUAAUUAACUUUAUUGAUAAUGGUAUAAAUAUAAAGUUACAGGAAAUUUCAGAAAAUAGAAAAUAUUUUCAAAUGGAAGCUGGAGGUCAACACUGUUCAUAAUUGCUGUGAAAAGUAAACUCCUCCAAAGUAUAAAGACUCCUUGGGAAGACUUCAUGAUAGUUGUCUGAAUGGAGGAAAGACCUGAAGUUUAUACAAGAUGAUUCAUUUAUGAUACUCUAUGGCAUCAUGAGAGAGACAUGAGGAAAUAGGGAGUACCACUAAUAAAUUUUAUUAUUUUCAUCACUAUCAAAAGUUAUGUGUAUUUUGUCUUAUCAAUCAUAACUUGUAAAUAAGUUCUCAGUAGGAAAAAAGAUAAGGCACAGCUUUGUAUCAGUAAACAGAAAUACAGAGGUAGUUUUGGGGAAUUUUGUUUCGUUUUUGUUUUUUCGUUUGUUUUCUUUGUUUUUGGCAAUACUUUUCUUGAAUGAGUAUUUUGGUUCUGUAUUGUGAAACAACUUCAUACUGAUCCUCAGUGUAUUUGUACUUUCAAAAUGUUUUCAUUGAGGAAAAAAAACCCAAUGUGUAAGUGGUUUAUAAGUGAAUAGUUUCAUUUCUUCUUGUAUUAAACUUAUACUUUUUGCUUAUUCUUGAGGAUAUUUUUAUCUGCAUUGUCAGAUUGCUCACAUAACAAAAUUUAAAGUUUGUUCACGCAUGUGUUUUUCUCAUUGAUGUGUUAUUCUAAAUACUGUUUGCUUACCAGGAGAACAUACUACAGAAUCAAGGCAGCUUCUUCAUAAUCUAGGAAAAGAUUGAUCCUCUAAUUCAGUGAUAAAUUUCAUGGUUAAAUACCAACAAAAGAGUCCUUUCAGGAAUUGGAAUUCCACCUUUUCUUUCAUGUGUAAAUUCAAAAAUUUAGCUCUUUGGUGCUCAAACAACAUUCAAGAGUAUUCCAGAGAGUGUUCAUGCUUAGUCCAGCAUCUCUUUCUGAAAUCCUUUAUUGUGUAUGUCAAUAGGUUUGUACCUUCUAUUGUUUGAAACUUCUUUGAGAUUUAUUAGAUAUAUAGGUUUUGUUUUCCUCCUCUCUUUAAAGGACAUUUGGACCUGGUUUAGAAAUGCCAAAUAAGAUGAUGAAAGGACUUUUAAGAGCUGAAGCAAUUGCGUCUGUUGUUUCUGUUUCAUCCAUCUUAUUGCCUGUGAUGUUUCUAAGAUUUUGACUUGGUAGCUCUUGGUUUUAAAAUAUUUUUAUCAGUGUUUUCUGAUGAAAUGGACAGGGAAAAAAAAAUCACUCAGCUAUUCUUAUGCAGAAAUUGUUAAGCCAGUAUAAGAUGUUAAGAUUUAAGUGGAGGGACUGAAUUUGUCAUUUUAUUUUUUACAAAUAUAUAUUUUUUCUGAAUGUUUCUGAGUCCCAAGAAUGAGCAAAAUAAUAAUAGUAAUUUUCUAGUUUGGAUAAGCUAUAAAGGUUUUUGAAAGUCUGUAUUACUACUAACUUGUUGAAUUGUGAUAAUAUGCCUUAUGUCAUCAAUUGCAAACUUUUCUUUUUCUAAAAUAAAUUAAUUAAAAACAUGA